AAUGAUUGCUUUUACACCCAUAUAGGAUGUAAAAGCAAUCAUUUCUCUUUCUCUGGCUGCAUUCCUGCAGCCAUUGAGAAAUACUGUGUGAUCUGUGAUUGGUCACAGCUUGUCACAUGGUACAAGGCUGUUGUGAAUGGCCCUGUACCAUGUGACCUCUGUGAUCAUUCACAGAUUUCACACGUAGUAAGCAAUGAUGUCACACUACAUGAUCGGGACCUCACACAGAGGUGCUGUACGAUGAUCGGUGUUCCACUGUGUCUGGAGGACACAGUGGGCACC
Messenger RNA from Staurois parvus, 282 nucleotides. The record is from the annotation of a GenBank genome assembly. NCBI's taxonomy places the organism in Eukaryota, Metazoa, Chordata, Amphibia, Anura, Ranidae.